AUGUCAACCCCAUACGAUCGCAGAGGCGCCCAGGCGCGUCGAGGAAAUGCCUCUUACUGGUUACCACUAGCUUUCACUGUUACUGCAGCCGCAGUAGGUGUGGUAGCAUGGAUAUGGAGCACGAGAGGCGAUGAAGAUGACGAUGAAGAUGAUGAAGAUGAGAACAGACCUUUACAACCUCCUAGACCAGAACCUGUUGCUAGAAAUCCAGAUGGCAGCUUUCGAACAGGACCUCCUUCAUACGCAGGUGAUAUGCGACCGGGGGAAGCUUCUUUCGGCACAACCGAACAAAACCUACCGCCACAUCCUUCUCGAUCGGAAGAAUCGCAAGGCUAUAUAGCUCAGAUGUCGGGCGCACUACAAAGAACGCCUAGUCCACAGCAAUUCAUCAAUAGCGCUAGUAGAAGUCUUGCGGCGGGAGCCGCUGCGGUAGGAGGAGUUGUGGGAAGUGCUCUCUCUUCCAUUAGGGAGGAAGAUAAACACGGAUUCGAUGAUCAUAGAACAUGGCAGGAGGAAUCAGUUAUACGACGAAAUGCCGCUCCAAGUCCACCCAUCACCACAACCACAACUACGACAUCGGUUCCAGUCCCACGGCCAAUUGAAUUGCGCUCUGAGAGCGUUUCAGGAGUUUCCCCAGCACCUCGAGCGCCAGUCAGUAAUGGAAGGAGGAAGACCGUUGCCAUUGUAGUUUCUGCCGAAUCACACGUUGAUGACGCUGCUUCGGAAGCAGGCUAUCAUCACGAAUAUGCGUCAAUCCUCUCCCAUCUCCCCCGAAAAACCGACUUCUCCAAAAUACGACUAUUCAUUCUAAUAUUCGCACCUGGGCUAACGGAGCAUCCGCUGGAUGCUGCAGGCGAGAAACCGCCUGGAUCUAUCAGUUCCUCGUUUUCGAACAUUGACCGUGAAGAUGUUCAUACACCAGAGGAAGAAAGCGACAGACAGUUAACCCCAAUGUUUCCUCCGAAGGCCUCGACUCCACCCGCAUUCGGCCCAAUUUAUAACGAAGCAUUAGGCUUAGUGGAAAAGGAAACCAUGGUCCUACCAUUUACCACCCCAACCGGCCAUGUUCAGAUUCUCCGACAUCUCGCACCCGAAUUUGUAUACCUACAAGAAUCCCUCGCCGGAGAGAAUGGCUCCGCAAUCAACCCUAUGCAGACUUGGCUUCGAGAAGACGUUGUCCUCGUCGUAGGCGUCGAUGGAGGCCAUGGAGGACUCGCAGACAGCGAAUCCGAAGGUGGCAGUGAAGUAUCGACACGAAAAGAACAAUGGUGGGAAAGAGAAGAUAGAGUUGGCCUUGGAAGAGGCGUUGUUGUUGUAGAGGGGAAUCGCAUUGGGGAUUACUGGGCUAGAAAAGUUCUUGGUGUGGAAUAA
This is a messenger RNA of Sclerotinia borealis F-4128, 1371 nucleotides long. The record is from the annotation of a GenBank genome assembly. Lineage: Eukaryota; Fungi; Ascomycota; Leotiomycetes; Helotiales; Sclerotiniaceae.